AUGACAACGCCUAAACGAGCUUCUCGACCCUCGACUCCAUCCUCGUCCAACCAACCGACGCCGACUCCUGCACGUACACCUUUGACUCAUACUCAUCAUAAGACAGCAGAUGAGCUCGCCGCUGAAGAAGCAGCUUCUAUCCUCCAUACGCCAACAGCACGCCUACGAGCUUCUGGGUCAGCGACGUCAGUCGGUAGUGAGCUGGAGACAGGUAGUGCGAGGGCUUUGAGACAUAGGAGGUUGAAUGAAGUUCGAGAAGCCGCUGAAGGAGAUAAAGAAGACUCAAAAUCCAUCACAUCCGAGACCAGUAAAUCAAGAGAAGGAACAGAUGACGAAAAUGAUGAUGCCUCGAAACUACUCGAUGGCUCUGUUCAAGGUGAUGGACCGUCCGGAUCAAUUGUCAUGGAUGAAGAAGAAGAUAUACCUCCUUCAGCAGGUUUGUCCACUGGUCAAAUUUUUGCCCCGUUAUCCCCUUCCGCUUCAAGUUCCGCGAGAAAUCAACAAUCUGUUUCAGAUUCGCAGUCAGAUGAGGAUGAUGAAGAUGAUGGAUCGAGUACUGUUUCAGCUUCUUCAUCUUCGUCUGCUUCCUCCUCGAAUACCUCCGAUUCGGAAGAUGAAGAUGAUUCAGAUGAUGAGCAAAUGGAAAGAUUGCUGCAAGCUGCUAAAGCUGCCGCUAUAGCCAAAUCGACUUCGUCUAAUGGCAAAGGAAAGGAAAGGGCGGAUACAACACUAGAUCAAGAUGACGAAGUGGUGCUGCAAUUCGAUGAGGAUCAAGUAGAAAAGAAGAAGGAUGCACCCAUUCCGGACUUGUCCGUACCGACCUUACCUCGAGCCCACCUCUCAUUCACUAAAGACGGUAAAGCUUUAGCACAUACGAGAUUACCUGAAGUGACAAGGGCCGGACCUUCGAGACCACCCAUCGAGGGCAAAAAGAAGGAGAUUCCAGUACCUGAGCUAGACGAUAGACCUUACGAGAGGCAAUUGAGCAAACGUGAGAAAGCGGCUCAACCACGAAAGGCUACUACUUCAGAACUAUGGGCUAGUAUCCCUACACCCAGAUCAGAUUUCUUACCUCAAAUGAAGAGGGAUUACCAAGCUUUAGCAUUGGCGAACAGUUUGGAUCCCAAGAGAUUCAUGAAAGGUGGUAGUAGAUCCGACAAAAUCCCCGAAUCUUUCGCGAUUGGAACGAUGGUGGACGCUCCUCGCCAUUUGCAAGAUACUACCUUGACUAAAGAGAGGAAAUACAGAGCUGGUCAGGUCGUUCAAGGUUUGAUCAUGGAUGACGGUACUGGAGAAUACGCCAAGAGGAAAUACGGUGAUCUACAAUGGAGUAGGAUGGAAAACGGUCGAGGUAAAUCGUUCAAGAAGAAUAAGAAGUGGUAA
Messenger RNA from Kwoniella shivajii, 1383 nucleotides. RefSeq lists its product as uncharacterized. Gene Ontology annotation, molecular function: RNA binding. Gene Ontology annotation, biological process: RNA processing. The record is from RefSeq and is a predicted model, not a curated record. The transcript is spliced from 4 exons. Lineage: Eukaryota; Fungi; Basidiomycota; Tremellomycetes; Tremellales; Cryptococcaceae. Gene Ontology annotation, cellular component: nucleolus. The coding region runs from base 1 to 1383 and encodes 460 amino acids.